Messenger RNA from Malus domestica (apple), 2480 nucleotides. Its product is annotated as wall-associated receptor kinase-like 9. The record is from RefSeq and is a predicted model, not a curated record. NCBI's taxonomy places the organism in Eukaryota, Viridiplantae, Streptophyta, Magnoliopsida, Rosales, Rosaceae. Gene Ontology annotation, molecular function: ATP binding; calcium ion binding; protein serine/threonine kinase activity. Gene Ontology annotation, cellular component: plasma membrane. Gene Ontology annotation, biological process: protein phosphorylation; cell surface receptor signaling pathway.
ACAUCUCAUUUUUUUCAAACAAAAACUUAGAAGCCAUGACCAUGAGCAAACAAAAAGUGCUUCUGCAACCUAUCAUCCUCCUAAUAGUAAUAGAGGUACUAUUAGCAGCAGCCACUUCAGCCCAAACACAAUUAGCCUCUCCACCUCUUCCCUCUCCUCCUCCUCCCAGUGAAGUAGAAGUCAAGCCGGGUUGUCAGGACAAAUGUGGGAAUGUUAGCAUCCCAUAUCCAUUUGGUACAAAAAAGGGCUGUUACUUAAAUGAGGAUUUCCUCAUUACUUGUAAUAGCACACAUUAUGAACCCCCAAAACCAUUUUUUAAGAAGAGUUAUUCGACUGAAGUCACAAACAUAUCCGUGGAUGGGAAGCUUUACAUUACCCUAUACCCAGCCGUAAUAUGUUACGACAAAUCAGGCCAGCUGACUUACGAAUUCACCAGUUCUGUCAAUCUUUCCAGUUUCUUCAUAUCAAACACCGACAAUGUGUAUGUCGCAGUUGGUUGUGACACCUAUUCGUACAUUUACGGCUACAAAAAUGAAAAAUACGUGUAUAGUGGUGGGUGCAUUUCAUAUUGUGCCGGCAUUGAUGACUACGUUGUCAAUGGUUCCUGCAAUGGUUUCGGCUGUUGUCAAACAAGCUUUGCUCAAGGAAUAAAUUAUUUCGAAGUAAGUGCAAUGAGUUUUAAAAAUCAUACGGAUGUGUACUACUUUAAUCCUUGCAGUUUUUCCUUCGUUGUCCAAGACGGCAAGUUCAACUUCUUCUCCAAUAUGUUGGGGUCGGAUUAUUUAAAAAAUGCAUCCCUUCCGGUGGUACUCGAUUGGUCAGUUGGAAGUGAGAACUGCACUAACGUUGUUAACAAGAAAAAUCACCCAUGUAAGGGCAACGCAUCGUGUUAUGAUGUCGAGAAUGGAUCCGGGUAUCGCUGCAAGUGCAAUGACGGUUUCCAAGGGAAUCCCUACCUAAAUGGCUGCCAUGACAUUGAUGAAUGUAAGGUUCCAGAACUCAAUACAUGCAUGCAAAAAUGUAUAAAUACAGAGGGAAGCCAUACUUGUUCUUGCUACAAGGGGUACCAUGGUGAUGGCAGAAAAGACGGAGAAGGUUGCACCCCUGAUCGGACCUCUGUUAUCCCAAUUGUCGUUGGUCUUGGUGCGGGCGUGGGACUAUUGUUACUGCUUAUCAGCGCAUGGUGGAUACACAAAGUCCUGAAGAAAAGGAAGAACAUAAAACGCAAGCAAGUUUUCUUCAAACGAAAUGGUGGUUUAUUAUUAGAGCAACAAUUAUCUUCAGGUGAAGUUAAUGUGGAGAAAAUCAAGUUGUUCAAGUCGAAGGAGUUGGAGAAGUCUACCGACAAUUUCAACGUCGAUAGAAUUCUUGGGCAUGGAGGCCAAGGUACCGUGUACAAGGGCAUGUUGGCUGAUGGUAAAAUUGUUGCCGUAAAAAAGUCCACAAUUAUUGAUGGAAGCCAACUUUCAGAUUUCAUCAAUGAGGUUGUAAUUCUUUCACAAAUCAACCACAGACAUGUUGUUCAACUAUUGGGUUGCUGCUUGGAGACUGAAGUUCCGCUUUUGGUUUAUGAAUUUAUUCCGAAUGGAACACUUUCCCAGUAUAUCCAUGAGCAGAAAGAGGAGUUUCCACUUACAUGGGAAAUUCGCUUACAAAUUGCCACAGAAAUUGCAGGAGCCCUUUUCUAUUUACACGCCUCAGCUGCCCUUCCCAUUUAUCACAGGGACAUCAAGUCUACCAACAUACUCUUGGAUGCAAAAUACAGAGCAAAAGUUGCCGAUUUUGGAACUUCAAGAUCAGUUGCCAUUGACCAAACUCACCUUACCACACUUGUACAUGGCACAUUUGGUUACUUGGACCCGGAAUACUUCCAGUCAAACCAUUUUACGGAUAAAAGUGAUGUGUAUAGCUUUGGAGUGGUCCUUGUUGAGCUAUUAACGGGACAAAAACCAAUUUCUUUUAGCCGGUCACAAGAACAAGGCAGAAGUCUUGCUACAUACUUCAUUAUUUCGAUGCAGGAAGAUCGUCUGUUUGACAUUCUUGAUGCUCAAGUUGUGAAGGGAGGGUCUAAAGCAGAUAUCGCAAUAGUUGCUAACCUUGCAAGGAGGUGCUUGAAUUUAAGUGGACGAAAACGCCCAACAAUGAGAGAGGUCACGGCAGAGCUGGAGGGGGUUCAAAUGGCCGGAAAGGCUACUUCUCAUGGUGGAAAGAAUUACGAAGAGGUUGAAUAUGUGAGGACUGAAUCAGUUGAGCCAUGGGAUGUUAUUUCAAGCUCAACUGAUACAGGGCCUGCAGUGGAUGGUGGUGCUGCUUCAUCACAAAUGCAUGAAAUCCCACUCUUACCUUUCAAGUCACGGUGAACAAUAAUCCUAUAUUUCUAAAUUUUAAAUAUUGUAAUGAAUGUUCCACUUUCAGAUAUUUAGGUUUUUCAUUUUUUCUUAAACUCUUCUGUUAGAGUGAACAAGACUGCAGUUUGAACA